Candidula unifasciata is the source of this 843-nucleotide messenger RNA. The record is from the annotation of a GenBank genome assembly. NCBI's taxonomy places the organism in Eukaryota, Metazoa, Mollusca, Gastropoda, Stylommatophora, Geomitridae.
AUGGACACCGCCAUCAGACCAUUACUUCCAGCUUUUGAACUUCUGUGGAACGCCGCCAGAAGUGAAUCUAAGAAAUACAACAUUAACGAUGCAGUUAACGCGAACUUCGGCAAACCUCAACAGAAUCACGGCAAACAGCUGCACAACCAUUUUGCAAAUUGCACCGAUCUUAAAUCAAAGAAACAGCCAACUGAGAACGGGUACAAGAACGGAACUGUGCAUGAACUAAAUUUGGAAGAUCAUAAUGGAGAAGGAAUAUGUAAUGGAAGCGUGGCGGACACUGAGGAGAGUGUGGUGGUGUGUACCCUGGAGUGUGACCAUGGCGACAAAUACGUCCGGCAGAUCAUCCAUGACGGAACCACGCGGUCAGAGUGGUCACGUGCCGAGGAUGUGUUCGUUGAUUGGUUGAACAGUGACCUAACGGCACAGCAUGCUCAGCGAAUCGACGCCACCAUUUACUUCUGUAGAAUCCCCGAUAGUACCAGCUCUGAUGGAAUCCGCUUGUGGGCCCAGAAUCUACAGGAGGAGGGCAAGGAAGUGAACAUCAAGAUCAAGGUGGCCAGUCUUGGACCAAUCGUAUCUAGAGCUCUCGAUGGUCUGUCCAACCAGAAUGGACACCGGAAGGGAAGAGUCCACGAGAUCAUCGGCCAGUGCGAGACUGAGGACACAAUAAGGGCUGUCCGUCGACUGACCAAACUUGGGGCUCAGGUUGAGCCUCUGUCCGGUGGCGACUGGCUGCAGCUGAUCGCCCUCCUCACUGACCGCGCCUCCCUCCAAGCCCUGGACCUCAAGAAGAGCCCCUGCUACGAGGCGCUGUCCACUGCCUUGAAAAUGACCUCAUGA